ACUUGGGGCGUUCGUCCUCGGGGCUCGGAAUGUUCCCGGAACUCAAUAACCUUCUCAACACCACCCCUGACAGGGCGGAGCAGGGGAAAUUGACUCUACUGUGUGAUGCCAAGACAGAUGGCAGUUUCCUUGUGCACCACUUUCUCUCCUUCUACCUCAAAGCUAAUUGUAAAGUCUGCUUUGUGGCAUUCAUCCAGUCCUUCAGUCACUACAAUAUCGUGGCACAGAAGCUGGGUGUUAGCCUGACCACGGCACGGGAACGUGGGCAGCUUGUGUUCCUCGAGGGUCUCAAGUCCUCAGUGGACGUCUUCUUCAGGGCUCAGGAGGAGCCACACCCCUUGCAGUUUCUCAGGGAGGCCAACGCUGAGAACCUGCAGCCACUGUAUGAGUUUGUGCGAGAGGCCCUGAAGCCUGUGGACAAUGCGGAGGCUGCGUGGAGGUGCCCGGUGCUGCUGGUGGACGACCUCAGUGUGCUGCUGAGCCUGGGUGUGGGGGCAGUGGCCGUGCUGGACUUCAUCCACUACUGCAGAGCCACUGUGUGCUGCGAACUAAAGGGAAACAUAGUGGCACUUGUGCAUGACAGUGGAGACGCUGAGGACGAGGAGAACGACAUCCUGCUGAAUGGCCUUAGUCACCAGAGCCACCUGAUCCUGCGGGCCGAGGGCCUGGCCACUGGCUUCUGCAGGGAUGUUCAUGGGCAGCUGAGGAUCCUGUGGAGGAGACCAUCACAGCUCACAGCCCAGCGGGAUCGGAGCCUCACUUACCAGUACAAGAUACAGGACAAGAGUGUGUCCUUUUUCGCCAAAGGAAUGUCUCCUGCUGUUCUGUGACCUCACUUAGAGGCAGCUGCAGAUACCUUGACUAUUUUCAGAUGUGAAAGAUAAAGCAACCGAGUAGGAAUGGAUCUUUACACCUUUGUAGUAGUAUCUCAGGCUGGACUGGCAGCUCCGCGUGACCCAACGAUGGUCGAAUGGUGCUGUGACGGUAUGCCUUUGUUCCCCUGGGCCCUGCUCAGAAAACACGUGAGGACUCUGCAGCCCUGCCUCUGCUGAGAGACGCUGCAUGUGGAACCUGGGUGAAAAGGGGUCCUUUGGAGCCUUCCGUGUAGAUUUGCUUUAGCCCCAACUACCCGUU
This is a messenger RNA of Ceratotherium simum simum (southern white rhinoceros), 1134 nucleotides long. It is a transcript of the gene ELP6, whose product is annotated as elongator acetyltransferase complex subunit 6. Gene Ontology annotation, cellular component: elongator holoenzyme complex. NCBI's taxonomy places the organism in Eukaryota, Metazoa, Chordata, Mammalia, Perissodactyla, Rhinocerotidae. The record is from RefSeq and is a predicted model, not a curated record. Gene Ontology annotation, biological process: tRNA wobble uridine modification.